UCUUGCCUGGUUAUAUCAAGGUAAACCAACUUGGUGUCUGGUUUUAGGACUACAACGAAACUGGAACGGAAGUGAAGUAAUUAAAGUUCAGAGUUCAUUUUGCGUCAACACAUGUGCGUCCGCCGUAGCCAUGCGUUUUGAGAUAGAAAACUUAUAUGUUAGCACUUUGUAGUUCUUUGUAAACAUAAAAAUGCCUAGACACGUAUCAUCUUCAUCAAGUGAAGAUGAAGACGACAAUAAUACUACAGAAUCCCCUGUUAAGCAAAAAGAAACCGAUAAGAAGACCACCAGGUUCCAGUGUCCUGCUGACUUUGUGUCUUUCUGCCAUAAGCCCUGCAGCACAACUCUCACCGAGAGUCUGACGGACCAUAAUGAGUUAUGGCUCAUUAAAGCUCCCGCCAGCUUUAACCCAGAAUGUUUCAGUGGCAUUAAGUUGCCCCUCUCAGGUCUCCAGACCGUGAAGGCUCCUGCCGCUGCAGGCGCAGCCAACACUGGGGGGGGCCAGCAGAUCUACAGCAUCCUGGCGUCCACCCACGGUACCUCAGACCUGCGCCUGCUCACCAGCGACAAGCAGUCGUCCGAUGCCGUGGUUUUUGGCCCCACGUUUUCAGGCCUGCUAAAUGUGUGUGAGAGCUAUGGAGACAGCAGGGCAAACCGGGCCCCUCAGGUCAUCCCCGCCACUCCAGCACCCUCCAUACCCCCUGGGCUGAGACAGCGGUUCCAUCCGUUCGGCAGUAAGACCCCCACGCUGACCUGCGUGGCCGAGAGCGAGGCGGAUGGAGCCGCCUUUGGGCCCUCGUCUGCAACCCUCCGCCCCCUGGUAGUCAAACGAUUCGUAGAAGAAACAUGGCAGGAGGAUGAGGAGGAGGAGGAGGAAGGGAGGAAAAAGAAGAAGAAGAAAAAGAAAGAAAAGCGAAUAAAGGCAGAGCAUGUGGAGGAGGCGGAGGGGGUGGUGAGAGUGAAAGAGGAACCUGUCGCUGAACCUGAAGUUCAGGAUGAAGUAAUGAUGGAGCUACCCUUCCAGGAGGGCGACGUUUUGGAAGAGAGGAGGAAAAAGAAGAAGAAAAAGAAGGACAAGGAGCGAGAGGACAGGGAGCGAGAGGAGGUGGAGGAGGGCUUGGAGCCCAGUGUGAGGGUGAAGGAGGAAAAUGUAACCGUGAAAUGUGAACCAAUAGACACUUUGUAUGGGGAUGUUGUGGAGGGCUUGGGAAAGAAGAAGAAAAAGAAGAAGAAAAGCAAAACUGAUGACGACUAGUCUGUCGUCACUUUGUUGUAGGGAUGCACCGAAUUUUUGGGGUUCGUCCGAAUACCAAAUCCACUGGUUAAGAUUCUGCUGAAUCCAAAACCGAAUACCGAAUCCUACUCCCAUCUUCAGUCCAUUAACACAG
This is a messenger RNA of Perca flavescens (yellow perch), 1388 nucleotides long. It is a transcript of the gene polr1g, whose product is annotated as RNA polymerase I subunit G. Bases 191 to 1255 code for a protein of 354 amino acids. Gene Ontology annotation, cellular component: RNA polymerase I complex. Lineage: Eukaryota; Metazoa; Chordata; Actinopteri; Perciformes; Percidae. Gene Ontology annotation, molecular function: RNA binding. The record is from RefSeq and is a predicted model, not a curated record. The transcript is spliced from 3 exons. Gene Ontology annotation, biological process: transcription by RNA polymerase I.